Xylona heveae TC161 is the source of this 3537-nucleotide messenger RNA. RefSeq names its product plasma membrane ATPase. The coding region runs from base 400 to 3282 and encodes 960 amino acids. Gene Ontology annotation, molecular function: ATP binding; P-type proton-exporting transporter activity; ATP hydrolysis activity. Lineage: Eukaryota; Fungi; Ascomycota; Xylonomycetes; Xylonales; Xylonaceae. Gene Ontology annotation, cellular component: plasma membrane. The record is from RefSeq and is a predicted model, not a curated record. The transcript has 5 exons. Gene Ontology annotation, biological process: regulation of intracellular pH; proton export across plasma membrane.
CAUCCUUCGUGCCGUUCUUCUUUGUUGUUUAACCCUCAACCUCUUUCUACAGCUCGUGGGGUUCUCCACUGCUCAUCGCUGCAAGCACGCUGAGUGCGCGGUCUCAAUUGCCUUUGCACAAAACAGUGCACAGUCGCUCGUGAGUAGAGCUACCAGAAUAAGCUCAAGUCGAGCCAGGACCGAGCUCGCUUGCGGACAUUGUCAACAGAGCAGCGAAUUUCCCCAAAACAAACAACGUUCUACGUUCCCACACUGCCUUAAAAAUUCUAUCGCUGAACAAAUUCCCUCUAUCUCUUCCCUUUUCCAGUGACCUGUUGGUUGAUUCUUGUUUUCUUCAUCCUUGAUUGUCCUUUGCGCCCCACAUCACGCAGACGUCUCGCGCAUUGAUCAUCCAUCCCCAUGGCUGACAAUCCGACCGGGGCUCACCCCGCUGGUGGGGACUCGUCUAACGCCAGUUCCGACGCGACCCCACCGAACCAUCUCGGCACUAAUGUGCCUUCGGGCCGCCUCGAUGGUCAACAUGAUCCCGAGAAGGCUGGCCAUUAUCAAAGCCAAAAUGACGCCCCUGGUACCACUCCUCAAAAGCAGGAGCCCGGUGACGAGGAAGAGGAGGAGGAGGAUAUGGACGCCCUCAUUGACGAGCUCGAGUCUCAAGACGAGCACCAAGAGGAGGAAGAGGAAGGCGAGGACGUUGCCGCCGGUGGAGCUCGACCUGUAUCUGAAGAGCUACUUCAAACGGAUACUCGCCAAGGUCUAUCUGACCAGGAAGUGCUCACUCGACGUAAAAAGUUCGGUCUGAAUCAGAUGAAGGAAGAGAAAGAAAACCUGAUUUUAAAAUUCUUGGGUUAUUUUGUCGGACCGAUUCAGUUUGUCAUGGAGGCCGCUGCCGUUCUCGCAGCAGGUCUGCAAGAUUGGGUUGACUUUGGUGUCAUCUGCGCCCUUCUUUUGCUAAAUGCCACGGUCGGCUUUGUUCAGGAAUUCCAAGCGGGAUCUAUUGUGGAUGAGCUCAAGAAAACCUUGGCCCUCAAGGCUGUCGUGCUAAGAAAUGGCCGCCUUCAAGAGGUCGAAGCUCCCGAGGUCGUUCCAGGUGAUAUUCUUCAAAUUGAAGAGGGAACAAUCAUUCCCGCUGAUGGUCGCAUCGUUACCGAAGACGCCUUCCUUCAAGUGGACCAGUCAGCUAUUACAGGAGAGUCGCUUGCAGUUGACAAACAUCUUGGCGACACUUGCUAUGCCUCCUCGGCCGUCAAACGUGGUGAAGCGUUCAUGGUUAUCACCGCUACAGGUGAUAGUACUUUCGUCGGCCGCGCCGCUGCUCUUGUCAGCGCUGCAUCUGGUGGAACUGGCCACUUCACAGAGGUUCUCAACGGCAUCGGUACUGUCCUCCUUAUCUUGGUCAUUUUCACCCUUUUGAUCGUUUGGGUGUCCUCAUUCUAUCGAAACAAUUCCAUCGUUAGAAUCCUCGAAUAUACCCUUGCUAUCACCAUUAUUGGUGUCCCUGUCGGUCUUCCAGCAGUAGUUACAACCACAAUGGCCGUCGGCGCGGCAUAUCUGGCCAAGAAGAAGGCCAUCGUGCAAAAACUUUCUGCUAUUGAGUCCCUGGCAGGCGUUGAGAUUCUCUGCUCUGACAAGACGGGUACAUUGACAAAGAAUAAACUAUCCCUCGCUGAGCCUUUCACUGUCGCUGGCGUCGAGCCCGAGGACCUCAUGCUCACGGCUUGUCUUGCAGCAUCACGCAAGAAGAAAGGUAUCGAUGCUAUUGAUAAAGCCUUCCUGAAAUCUCUUCGUUACUACCCUCGCGCCAAGGGUGUCCUGUCGAAGUACAGGGUUCUCGAAUUUCAUCCAUUUGACCCGGUAUCCAAGAAGGUCAGCGCAGUUGUUGAAUCUCCUCAAGGCGAGCGCAUCAUUUGCGUAAAAGGUGCCCCGCUGUUCGUACUCAAAACAGUGGAAGAGGAUCACCCUAUCCCAGAGGAGAUUGAUCAAGCAUACAAGAAUAAGGUCGCCGAAUUCGCCACGAGAGGUUUCCGCUCCCUUGGUGUCGCUCGAAAGCGGGGCGAAGGCUCUUGGGAGAUUCUUGGAAUCAUGCCUUGUGCUGAUCCUCCGCGUCACGAUACAGCUAGAACCAUCAAUGAAGCCAAGACCCUUGGUCUUUCAAUUAAGAUGCUCACUGGUGAUGCGGUUGGCAUCGCCCGUGAAACUUCGCGUCAGCUCGGCCUCGGUACUAAUGUGUAUAACGCAGAGCGCCUUGGCCUCGGCGGCGGCGGUGAGAUGCCUGGUUCUGAAGUGUAUGACUUUGUCGAAGCCGCGGAUGGUUUUGCCGAAGUCUUCCCUCAGCAUAAAUACAAUGUCGUCGAGAUCCUUCAACAGCGUGGUUACCUGGUAGCAAUGACUGGAGAUGGUGUCAAUGAUGCCCCAUCGUUGAAAAAGGCCGAUACUGGAAUUGCCGUCGAGGGAGCUUCUGAUGCCGCACGUUCAGCCGCUGAUAUUGUCUUCUUAGCUCCAGGCUUGUCUGCGAUCAUUGACGCCUUGAAAACCUCCAGACAGAUCUUUCACCGAAUGUACGCCUACGUCGUGUACCGCAUUGCGCUAUCACUGCAUUUGGAGAUUUUCCUUGGCCUGUGGAUUGCUAUUCUGAAUCACUCAUUGAACUUGGAACUGGUCGUCUUUAUCGCCAUCUUCGCAGAUAUUGCCACGUUGGCUAUCGCUUACGAUAAUGCACCCUUCUCCAAAACCCCUGUCAAGUGGAAUUUGCCCAAGCUCUGGGGCAUGUCUGUGUUGCUCGGAGUGGUGCUGGCUGUUGGAACCUGGAUUGCUCUCACAACCAUGUUCCCUUACCAGGACAACAGCAAUGCAGCGCACCAGGGUGUUUACGGUGGUAUUGUCCAGAACUUUGGUGUCCGUGAUGAAGUCCUCUUUCUUCAAAUAUCUUUGUCGGAGAACUGGCUCAUCUUCAUUACUCGUGCAAAUGGCCCCUUCUGGUCUUCAAUUCCAUCAUGGCAACUGACUGGAGCGAUCUUGGUCGUCGACAUUAUCGCAACGUUCUUCUGCUUGUUCGGCUGGUUUAUUGGUGGCCAGACCUCUAUCGUUGCCGUUGUCCGUAUUUGGAUCUACUCAUUCGGUGUCUUCUGCGUUCUCGGGGGCAUUUACUAUCUCCUCCAGGACAGUGUUGGUUUCGACAACCUCAUGCAUGGGAAGUCUCCGAAGAAGAAUCAGAAACAACGGUCGUUGGAGGAUUUCGUUGUUUCCCUUCAACGUGUUUCUACCCAACACGAGAAGAAUGCUUGAGAAGGAUGUUUGUAUUAGGGACCAAAGCAUGCCUAGAUGGCUUUGCGAGACGGUUGCCGGUUCAUACUCCUGUACAGCAGUGGGGGUUGGUUUUCUGAACUUUUUUUUUUAAUUUUUGCCCCUGAUUCCCACUCUUUUCAUUGUUUAUUUUAUUAUUCCCUUUUUUAAUACCAUCCCCUUCGACGUGGUUGCACGGUUACGAUGUGCAUAGUCCAAAAUAGCAGUAAAUCAAUAUGGUCUUCCUCAGCAAAUACC